Molecule: messenger RNA, 1548 nt
Organism: Cucurbita pepo subsp. pepo (vegetable marrow)
Lineage: Eukaryota; Viridiplantae; Streptophyta; Magnoliopsida; Cucurbitales; Cucurbitaceae
Product: E3 ubiquitin-protein ligase DIS1
Biological process (GO): ubiquitin-dependent protein catabolic process; multicellular organism development
Cellular component (GO): cytoplasm
Molecular function (GO): protein binding; ubiquitin protein ligase activity; zinc ion binding
Source: RefSeq, a predicted model, not a curated record
GAGCGCUGCCGCUUUCCAACGCUCGUUUAAACUAUAAUUUUCUCUUUUUCUCUCUUCUGGGUAUUUCGUUUGGCGAUUGAAAAAGUUCAAAAAAGCUCUGAAAAUUUCCCUUUCAAUCAUAAUAAAAUCAAUUUUCAGAAUUUCGAGGACACUGAAGCCGGCCUGCUUGUUGUGGGCAAGGAGAGAAGGGCCCGCACGUCUUAAUUUCUCUCUUUUUCUUUCACUUUUUGUUCUUUCUCGAGAAAUUUCCCUCUAAUCCUCUAAUCUCUUCUGUUCUUCAUACGCUCCUCUUUCCUCUCUCUCCCUAUCACCCUUUAAUUUGAAUUUUCGCGGCUCCCAAACGUGUAAUAUCUCUUUUUAUGCUGUUUCUUGUCGUAUCACACCCCAAGUCUGAUUAUCUUUUGAGGCAUUCUAUUGAUUAAAAUGUCAUCUGCAAAUCCUUAUUUUGAUGACGUUCGGACGAAACCAGAGGUAAUCGAUCCUCCCCAAGAUGAGGACAUGAUGGAUGUUAGCGAAAGUGUUAGCGAUCCUACUCGAAAUGGAGGAAAGCCUAAUGUAGCUGUCUCUAGCAGCGUUCGUGAGCUGUUGGAGUGUCCUGUUUGCUUGAAUGCUAUGUACCCUCCCAUUCAUCAGUGUUCGAAUGGUCACACAUUGUGUUCGGGUUGCAAGCCUAGGGUGCACAACCGGUGCCCGACCUGCAGGCAUGAACUUGGCAAUAUCAGAUGUCUUGCAUUAGAGAAAGUGGCUGCAUCUUUGGAACUUCCAUGUACAUAUCAAACCUUUGGGUGCGCGGGCAUAUACCCGUACUAUAGCAAGCUGAAACAUGAAUCUCAAUGUGCAUAUCGACCCUAUAACUGUCCGUAUGCGGGGUCGGAAUGCACAGUUGUUGGUGAUAUUCCAUUUUUGGUAGCACACCUAAAGGAUGAUCACAAAGUCGACAUGCAUAAUGGGAGCACUUUCAAUCAUCGAUACGUCAAGUCAAACCCGCAAGAGGUCGAAAAUGCUACCUGGAUGCUAACGGUUUUCAGCUGUUUUGGUCAUUAUUUUUGUUUACAUUUCGAAGCUUUCCAGCUCGGAAUGGCACCUGUCUAUAUAGCCUUCUUGCGCUUCAUGGGUGACGAUAACGAGGCGAAGAACUACAGUUAUAGCCUUGAGGUUGGUGGAAAUGGGAGGAAGAUGGUUUGGCAAGGAGUGCCACGGAGUAUUCGGGACAGUCAUCGGAAGGUGCGAGACAGCUUUGACGGGCUUAUUAUCCAACGAAACAUGGCUCUGUUCUUCUCGGGCGGAGAUCGGAAGGAAUUGAAGCUGAGGGUAACUGGUAGGAUUUGGAAGGAGCAGUGAAAGUGUAGGUACGUUUAGGUGUCCUUAGAAAGUAAAGGAGGCUAAAUAGAGAGAAUGAUACUAUAGACGUCCAACCAUGUAAUGUAAUAUAGUUGUUCAAAUACAUCAACUGGAAAGCCUGUGUUCUUUACUCUUGUAAGAGAAUUUCUACUUACUACUUUUUGCAUUUUGCUCCCCACAAGAGUUCGAUAUUGCACUUUUAGGUCC